Molecule: messenger RNA, 2001 nt
Organism: Symbiodinium natans
Lineage: Eukaryota; Dinophyceae; Suessiales; Symbiodiniaceae
Source: the annotation of a GenBank genome assembly
AUGAAUCUUGAUAUCUUGAUCAGUGAGGCUGGCCUUGCCAUCUGUCUGGCCAUCGCUAGCAACUCUGCCGCUCGUGUUCCGGGCUUAGCUUUGAUGCAAGUUACAACAUCGUUUGCCAUGUCGAUGAUCUUCCACUCUCCAGUGUGCCGAAUUCUUUCACGUGGCUGGAAAGAGCCGGACUGCAAUGCUAUCUACGUGAAGGGCCUUUCCGGCCUUCACUACGACGCUAUUUUUUCGCCCUUGGGCAGGGCCUGGAAGGGUCGUAGCGCGGUGGAUGAGGAUAGCGGUGAGGUGUUUGCGGCAAAGGCCAGAUCUCAAGCAGCCGAGGCUGAUGGCAAUUUCUGUCCGUGGCAGCGCUCACUACGAGCACUUGAGCCGUUGAUUUGUGUUCUGGGUGUUGGGCAGUCUGCAACCACGCAUGUUGCUUUUGGGCAAGAGCCAGCAAACUUCCUCGGCCUAGCGUACCUGCUUUGGUUUGUUGGCUUGGUGGCGUUUGGUGCUAUGACCUCGUAUGUCAGUGCUGGUUGGGACGCGCUGCGAUCCAAUGCCGCCAUGUGGCGAAGCGUGCUGCUGAUCAGCAAUGUGAUUGUCCUGGCGCUGUUCUAUUGCCAAGUCAUGGAUUCGCAGAACCACGACAGUUUUUUCGGUCUUCAGCGCUCCACGCAGACUGUUAUGGAGGUCACAUGGGCUCACAUGGUUGUGGGCGUGCUGGCAGCCAUACAGACGCAGGCACUGUCCUUGAAGGUGCAGAUUCCUGCCAUGUACGUGAACUCCAACUCUGCUUUAGCCCUGUUUCUGUGGAUCGGUGGGAUUUUCAUCGCGACUCGGCGCGCCCAGGGCAUCCAGUCAGUGGGCCUUGGGUAUGAGAUGGGCGUGAUGUUGAACAUGGUAAUGAUCCAGCCCUUUACUGUGGACUCCUGCUGCAUCCUGGUUCUUUGUCUAGGCAUUGUCGCUGUGGAGCAAUUCAACGGGUCGCUGCGCAUGCGAAACUGGUUGCUCACAGCCACCGCAUUUACUUGCGCCUUGAUCUUGCUGGCUCGAUACUUGCUGCUGAUCCCGUAUGUACAGGAAUGGAUUGGCGGUCCGCACUCACCACUGCCAAAGGAGCAGUUUCCUGCAGUGUGGAAGGGCCUUGCCUUGGACGACACUAGGCUCGAGGUUCGCGUGAAGUUGGGGUACGUGGCAACAUUGGUGCCACUCUCCAGUGGCUUGCGGCGUGUCUUUCGAUUCGGCUCUGAAGCAAGCCUCAUCGGGGCGCGCAGCCAAGUCUUGCUGCAAAGGAAGAAAGUGCUAAUGACAGCGCUGCUGGAGGCCGCUCGAUGGUCGACUGUGGUGCUGAUCUUCACUUGCUAUUUCAUCAUGCCGCGGCACAAUGCCACAUCCCAUUUGCAGCUGGCUGUUCUUAUUCUGCUGCUGCUGAGCGGACGAGGUUGGGACUAUGCAGGUGGCUUCAUCUCACUGACCUCCUCCGUCUUGCUUCUCGUGCAGUACAUCUACACCUUCAAGUUGAUCACGUUUCCAAAUCAGGCUUGCCAUGAGGGGCUACGUGGCAGAGAUGGCAUUGCUGCUGAUUGGCAUCGUGCAGCGAACGGUGAAACGAGCAGCACUGUGGCAAGCUCAGCUAGACGCUCCUUUCUGCAUGACAGCCUGCAAAAGAGGGCGGUCGGCCUACUGAGCAAUGACAGCAAGCAAGCCAACGAAUCAGGCAUUGUGUGGCCAACUCGCCUGCCGCUGCAGAGAUUGAUCAAGAGGCUGGAGUGCUUCAAACGGCUCAUUGCAUCUGCGAGCUCCGCUGGUUGGCUGGUCUUUGGACUGAUUGCUAUGAGGAUUGCCUUCCGAUGCUUUGUCAAGGAGUCACCCAGGAUAACAAAGGAAGAAAGCUCGCAGCUGGCAAUGGUGGUUGUUUGCACAGGAACGACUUGCAUGUGGCUGUUCUGGGCCUUUGUCUACAUGCAUCAGAUGGUGCCCUUGAUCUACCCGGUACGCACACCUGGAGAGUAA